GAGAAAACCCUAUUAUGAAUGCAGGUGCACAAGGUCUGUGAGAGAGACAGCAUGAACCACCUUGUUUCCAUUUCCAUCCUGGUGACCUUCCUGUCUCCAUCUUUGGCUCUGAUGAACAUCAGUGACGCCCAUCCUCUGGAUAGAUCUGUUGGGACUCAAGUCAUCCAUGUCAAUGCCUUCCGAGGUAUGGUCAGCAUCCGAGACAACAACGUUUUCAGUGAAUGGGAUGGAAUCUUGGACUACAAGAAUGCCCUCUUGGCAGCUAAGAUAUUUAGCAAGAUGGCCUGUGUCCUGGCCAAGAUGGACCAAACAGUCUUUCCAAGUUUGGACGACAUUGGCAAGUCCUUAGUCAACCAGGCUUCCAACCAUCACCCCUCCACCCGCGGCCUGACCUACACUGUUCUACCCAGCCGGGUUAAGAACUUAGCCCAGUAUGGGAUGGCCAUCAAGGAAAUGUGCAGAGCGUUCCCCACCUACUUUGCCCAGCAGCAAAAAGAAGGUACCGCGCUGGCAGUUGACCCUAAUUCCUGUUUUGAAGUCCAGCUUCUGUCCUACAUGGGACUCUCCAUCUGUGGUGAGAUCCCUGGGCUCUGA
Messenger RNA from Fukomys damarensis (Damara mole-rat), 594 nucleotides. Its product is annotated as gastrokine-3-like. Bases 19 to 594 code for a protein of 191 amino acids. The record is from RefSeq and is a predicted model, not a curated record. Gene Ontology annotation, biological process: regulation of cell population proliferation. Lineage: Eukaryota; Metazoa; Chordata; Mammalia; Rodentia; Bathyergidae. The transcript is spliced from 6 exons.